UUUCACGUUGAGGUGGUGAGGAUUGACUCUUGAGGGAGAGGGGCAUGAGAAUGAGAAAUUCGGCCUCUGGCUCUAGGCCUCUGCUCUGCAAAUUAACUAUUUAUAUAUAGAGAUAUAUGUGUGUGUAUUAUGAUUCAAUUAAUGUGUUGUGUAAUAAUGUAACUAGUAUAAGUAGAAGAGUAGUAGAGAGAAGACAUUGGAGACAAAAUCUAUCCAUUUGUUAUUUGUUGAUUUGUUAGAGAAAAGAUAACAUAAAGAAAGAGAAGAUUGAGAUUGAGAGUGAGAGAGAGGAACGGAGAUGUCAGAAGCUGAAGCAGCCAAGGCAAUAGUGAAGGAAAGAGGAGGAGCAGUGCUUGGGAAGAAGACGAUUCUGAAGAGCGAUCACUUUCCUGGCUGCCACAACAAGCGCCUCUCUCCUCACAUCGACGGCGCUCCCAACUACCGUCAGGCAGAGUGUUUACAUGUCCAUGGAGUUGCAAUUCCUACCAUGGAUGGGAUCCGCAAUGUUCUCAAUCAUAUUAAUGCCAAGACUUCCCGUCUUCUUUGGAUUAGUCUCCGCGAAGAACCCGUAGUCUACAUUAAUGGCCGUCCUUUUGUUUUGCGUGACGUGGAAGGCCCUUCUCGAACCUUGAAUACACGGUAUGCUUAG
Molecule: messenger RNA, 649 nt
Organism: Morus notabilis
Lineage: Eukaryota; Viridiplantae; Streptophyta; Magnoliopsida; Rosales; Moraceae
Exons: 3
Coding region: 299-649 (116 amino acids)
Source: RefSeq, a predicted model, not a curated record